Messenger RNA from Gryllus bimaculatus (two-spotted cricket), 762 nucleotides. The record is from the annotation of a GenBank genome assembly. Lineage: Eukaryota; Metazoa; Arthropoda; Insecta; Orthoptera; Gryllidae.
AUGACGCAAAGUGUCUAUGACAGCAGUGUCUGGGGCAAAAGGCACCUCGACGAUGCUGUUGAGCGCGAGCGAGAGCACGCGCAGGCUGGCGAGCGGGUCGAGGGCGCCGUCCUCGAUGACGGCGACGGCGUUGUCGUCCAGGUAGAGCAGCUCCAGCGACGGGUAGCGCGCGAAGGCGCCGGCCGGCACCUCGCGGAUGCGGUUCAUCCGCGGCGCCGCGCCGCCCGCCGCGCCCAGCGCCACCAGCGCCGCCAGCGCCGCCACCUGCAGCAGCAGCCGCUGCCGCAGGCAGGGCGACCAGCCCCAGCGCGCCAUCGCCAGGCCGCGCCCACGGCAGCCACCCCCUGCAACGCAAUGCUCCGGCUCAGGGAAAUUGAAAGCAUUCCAAAAACGUCCAAGAAUUUACUAGCAAUUACGCAUCUUCAAUUACGAAUAUGCAGAAGUAGCCACAUAGCAACAAUAAAGUCGCCAAGUCUACCCUUCAGUGGAGGGAAGGGUGGGCGACACCUCGGGCAUUGCUUUGGCACCGCAGCAGCUCGCCCUAUUGCAGUGAGUGUAUCCAGUGACCGCGAGUGCCAGGCAGAGAGCGUGGGUGAUCCGGGCCAGUGGUGUUCUUUUCAGGUGGCAAAGGGGAAGAGUUGUGUGAUCGACCAUGGCGGAUGUUAUUGCGAAAUCUCACGAGCUGCUUCUGCGAAUUUCAAGGAAUACAAAGUUCAUGAAUUUCUUCAGAUCUAUUUUCCUGAUGAAUGUGUCGAUAUCUGA